Messenger RNA from Penicillium macrosclerotiorum, 882 nucleotides. Its product is annotated as polysaccharide deacetylase family protein. Gene Ontology annotation, molecular function: hydrolase activity, acting on carbon-nitrogen (but not peptide) bonds. NCBI's taxonomy places the organism in Eukaryota, Fungi, Ascomycota, Eurotiomycetes, Eurotiales, Aspergillaceae. Gene Ontology annotation, biological process: carbohydrate metabolic process. The record is from RefSeq and is a predicted model, not a curated record. Bases 1 to 882 code for a protein of 293 amino acids. The transcript has 4 exons.
AUGGGGAAGAAGCGCGUUCUGGUUGGCUACGGUGUGGACAUCGACGCCGUCGCCGGCUGGCUCGGGUCCUACGGGGGUGAAGACAGUGUCAGCGAUAUCAGCCGUGGGCUCUGGGCUGGGCAUGUCGGGACGACCCGGCUCCUGAAGCUGUUCGAGAAAUACAACAUCAAAGCUUCGUGGUUCAUCCCGGGCCAUUCGCUGGAGACGUUCCCGGAAGAGUGCGCACAGGUGCGGGACGCCGGGCACGAAAUCGGACUGCAUGGAUACUCGCACGAGAACCCGGCGAGCAUGACAAAAGAGCAGCAGCGGGACAUCCUCGACAAGACGUACAAGAUGCUGACCGAUGCGGAGAUGGUGGAGCUUCUGCUGGCCUACGGCAUUGAAUACGACCACUCCAUGUCGCAUGAGGACUGCCAGAUGUACUGGCUGCGGACAGGCGAUUCCUGGACGAAAAUUGAUUACAGCCAGAAGGCGGAGACGUGGAUGAAGCCGCUGGUGCGUGGGGAGACCACGGGCUUGGUAGAGAUCCCGGGUAGUUGGUAUAUCGACGAUCUGCCACCGAUGAUGUUUAUCAAGAACUCGGCCAAUAGUCACGGGUGGGUGAAUCCGCGGGACGUGGAAGAUAUCUGGAAGGACCAUUUUGAUUACUUCUACCGCGAGUACGACGAGUUUGUUUUCCCCAUGACGAUCCACCCGGAUGUCUCUGGCCGGCCGCAUGUGCUCCUCAUGCAUGAAAGAAUCAUCGAGCAUAUCAACAAGCACGAGGGAGUGGAGUGGGUGACAUUCGAACAGAUGUGCGAUGAGUUCAAGAAGGCCAACCAACCACCUCUCGGAGCGCAGAUGCCCGCGACGCGAGAGAAUGUACCGACUUCAUCCUCAUGA